Salvelinus namaycush (lake trout) is the source of this 1698-nucleotide messenger RNA. Its product is annotated as zinc finger protein SNAI2. The transcript has 3 exons. Gene Ontology annotation, molecular function: RNA polymerase II cis-regulatory region sequence-specific DNA binding; DNA-binding transcription factor activity, RNA polymerase II-specific. Gene Ontology annotation, biological process: regulation of DNA-templated transcription. Bases 147 to 929 code for a protein of 260 amino acids. The record is from RefSeq and is a predicted model, not a curated record. NCBI's taxonomy places the organism in Eukaryota, Metazoa, Chordata, Actinopteri, Salmoniformes, Salmonidae.
CAGCGCUCUCUGCACUACAAUGACACUUCACUGGCGUAUGCACUAAGGAUUUCCGUCUCUGCAGUGAUUUGUCGCGCCCUGAGGGGACCGUUAUAUUUACCAAAAAAAGUUUUAUACCAAAGUUUCAGUCACAUUUAUUUUCCAAGAUGCCACGUUCGUUUCUUGUCAAGAAACAUAUUAACUCCUCUAAGAAGCCAAAUUAUAGCGAGCUGGAAAGCCCUACAGUAUUUAUUUCACCGUAUCUUUACAAAGGCCUCCCAUUGCCUGUCAUUCCUCAACCGGAGAUCCUUAGCUCGGUCGCAUACAACCCUAUUACAGUAUGGACUACAAGCAGUUUUCCGUUAUCUCCGCUUCCAAGUGACCUCUCUCCCAUUUCUGGAUACCCCUCGUCGCUCUCUGACACCUCAUCCAAAGACCACAGCGGCUCCGAGAGCCCCAGGAGCGAUGAAGACGACCGGAUGCUUACCAAACUUACAGAUCCUCAUGGAGUGGAGGCAGAGAAAUUCCAAUGUAGUUUGUGUAACAAAUCCUAUUCCACGUAUUCUGGACUGCUUAAGCAUAAGCAACUGCACUGCGACGCUCAGACGAGGAAAUCUUUCAGUUGUAAAUAUUGCGAAAAGGAGUACGUCAGUCUUGGAGCGUUAAAAAUGCACAUUAGAACUCACACUUUGCCUUGUGUCUGUAAAAUAUGUGGCAAAGCUUUCUCAAGACCGUGGUUGCUUCAGGGACACAUCAGAACGCACACUGGAGAAAAGCCCUUCUCCUGCCCCCAUUGCAGUAGGGCUUUUGCGGACAGGUCCAACCUCAGGGCUCACCUACAAACCCAUUCGGAUGUGAAAAAAUACCAAUGCAAGAACUGUUCCAAAACCUUCUCCAGAAUGUCUCUUCUGCACAAGCAUGAGGAAUCUGGUUGUUGUGUAGUACAUUGAGACUGCUGGGCUGGGAGACAGUGCCACCACCAGAGACCUCUGGUACUUUCCAGUCCUCAAGAACUGUUCAGGGGAUAUUGCAUAAUGAGGCUUUGUAACCAAAUAUGCAAGACACUCUUUUACUGACUGACCAACAAUCCAUUUCAUUUCAGUGUAAAAACAAAUGCUCUGUCUGUCAUGUGCUUUUCAUUUUAAGCAGUAUCUUUCUGCCAUUGCAACCAGUGUUGAACUUUAUGUUUGUUAUACCAUGUACCUUACAGUCAUUGCUUUUCAUGUACUUUUGAGAAGUGGAGAGAUUUUAAAUAAUGUGCCUUCUCAAACAUUUUGAUGUUCUGACCAAUCUCUCUCAGAGGAUAUAUUUCCGGUUAUGUCAUAAUAUUUUUAUUUUUUCUAAGAAACCACAUAGGUAUUCCACAUGGUGUAUGGUAACAAACGAUAGAGACGGACUGUGCACAGUCAAUGGAAUAUUUAAAGCCAUCAUAACUUAAGGAACAAGUGGAAAGACAAUUUUUAUGGUGACAGUAUUACAACUCAAUCACACAGUAACUGUUUUGCCAGCAGAUAACAAUACUUUUACCAAGUGCCUCACUUUGACUUGGCAAUUAACUAUUUUUCUAAAACAAUUGUUUUCAUUUAUAUUUUUAUAUAUUUGAAUGUAAGUGUGACUGAGAUGAUUGUAUUUUUGACAGUGUGAAUUGUGAUACUGAAUAAAUGAUUUUAAUAUUUUUGAGAUGCUUUUAAAAUAAAGAUUCAUAAAAUGUUUGUAAAA